UUUAAUGCAAGUGAGAACUAGCUGAACUUCACUUUUGUUUUCACACCUGAAACACCCGCCAUUAUUACGGGGAUUUUUCCUUUUUCUAAGCCUUUCCUACCGGGCUUGGCUGGCUCGCUGGAUUGACUUCUGCUCCUUCCAAGUUGUUUACACUUGGGUUUCUCUAUUUUCCAACUCUUAAGCAGUUGCUGCAGUGUCUUUCCAGUGGAGAGGAGAGAGAUAGGAUUUCAAGCUUUUGAAUUCAUGGGUUCGUGCUUCAGUGUUAGAAUCAAAGCCGAGAGCCCUCCUCACAAUGGUGCGAAUUCAACAUAUGGUAGAAAGGAAGGGAUUGAUUUGAGCUGUUUAAGCAGUAAGUUCUCACCUGUCUCAGUGCCUUCAACGCCUCGGACAGAGGGUGAGAUCUUGCAGUCCUCCAAUUUGAAAAUCUUCUCCUAUAAUGAACUCAAAACAGCCACCAGGAACUUCCGUCCUGAUAGUGUGGUGGGUGAAGGCGGUUUCGGUUGUGUCUUUAAAGGGUGGGUCGAUGAGCAUUCAUUUGCGCCUGCCAAGCCUGGAACCGGCAUGGUUAUCGCCGCAAAGAGGCUUAAUCAAGAAGGUUUCCAGGGUCACAAGGAAUGGUUGGCAGAAAUCAACUACCUGGGGGGGCUGGAUCAUCCUAAUCUGGUGAAAUUGAUUGGUUACUGCUUAGAGGAUGACCAACGACUUCUAGUGUAUGAAUUUAUGCCUAAGGGCAGCUUGGACAAUCAUCUGUUUAGGAGGGCUUCUUAUGUUCAACCGCUUUCUUGGAACCACCGUAUGAUGAUUGCACUUGGUGCUGCUAAGGGUAUAGCAUUUCUUCACAGUGACGAAGUAAAAGUGAUAUAUCGGGACAUCAAAACGUCGAAUAUCCUGCUAGAUAGCAACUAUAAUGUAAAGCUCUCAGAUUUUGGGUUGGCCAAGGAUGGGCCUACAGGUGACAGAAGCCAUGUCUCUACAAGGGUCAUGGGUACCUACGGGUAUGCAGCUCCUGAGUAUAUGGCUACAGGUCAUUUAACGGCCAGAAGUGAUGUCUACAGUUUUGGGGUUGUUCUCCUAGAGAUGUUAUCCGGCAAACGAGCCGUGGACAACAACAGGCCACCAAGAGAACACAAUUUAGUUAGUUGGCUUAAGCCUUACCUUACCAGCAAACGAAAAGUUCUCAAAGUUUUUGAUUCUCGAAUCGAAGGCCAGUACUCAUUGAGUGCAGCCCUGAAAGCAGCCUACCUUGCAAGUCGAUGCUUAGCAGUAGAACCCAAGUUGAGACCAAACAUGGACGAGGUGGUAAGAAUGUUGGAGCAGCUUCAGGACUCAGAAGACAAUGGGGACUCUCCAAAUUCAGGCAAUGGAACUCGCAUUGAAAAAGCUGCUUCUUAUCCCGGCACACCUGCUUCUCACUUACAUACAUGAAGGGAGAAUAAAAAAAGAUUUGACGCAUGCUUUAUUCAUAUUUAUGCAAUCUAUGAAGAAGAAGAAGAAGAAUAAAUGGAUGGUUUACUGGAUGAACAUUGUAUCUUGUGCUCAGAGUAUGCAUUACCAUUGUAGAUUACUGUACAGUUCUGUUAAUGGUUUCAGAAAAUCCGUCUUUGAAUCGUUUUCUUGUUGCGUCUGAAAUAUGAUAAACAUGAGAAAAGAAGCCUUUGCAGUUUGCAACA
Molecule: messenger RNA, 1670 nt
Organism: Corylus avellana
Lineage: Eukaryota; Viridiplantae; Streptophyta; Magnoliopsida; Fagales; Betulaceae
Product: receptor-like cytoplasmic kinase 176
Biological process (GO): protein phosphorylation
Molecular function (GO): protein kinase activity; ATP binding
Source: RefSeq, a predicted model, not a curated record